Alexandromys fortis (reed vole) is the source of this 960-nucleotide messenger RNA. Its product is annotated as olfactory receptor 12D2-like. Gene Ontology annotation, molecular function: G protein-coupled receptor activity; odorant binding; olfactory receptor activity. The transcript is spliced from 2 exons. The record is from RefSeq and is a predicted model, not a curated record. NCBI's taxonomy places the organism in Eukaryota, Metazoa, Chordata, Mammalia, Rodentia, Cricetidae. Bases 1 to 960 code for a protein of 319 amino acids. Gene Ontology annotation, cellular component: membrane. Gene Ontology annotation, biological process: G protein-coupled receptor signaling pathway.
AUGUCUGCUCUGACCAGUGUAUCUCAGGGAGUGUUAUUGAAUCACACCUUAGUCACUGAAUUUCUCCUCUUGGGAGUGACAGACAUAGAAGAAUUGAACCCUUUUCUCUUUGUCACAUUCCUUACCAUGUACUUUGUCAAUGUGGCUGGGAAAGGAACCAUACUGACGAUCGUCAUCUUGGAUCCAAGACUCCACUCACCUAUGUAUUUCUUCCUGGGGAACCUAGCAUGUCUAGACAUCUGCUACUCCACCGUGACAGUGCCGAAGAUGCUGGAGAACUUCCUCUCCACAAGCAAAGCAAUUUCCUUCCUGGGGUGCAUAACCCAGCUGCAUUUCUUCCACUUCCUGGGUAGCACAGAGGCCCUGCUGCUGGCAGUGAUGGCAUUUGAACGCUUAAUGGCGAUCUGCAAACCACUCCAUUACCCCUUCCUCAUGAAUCGUCAAGUCUGUAUCCAGAUGGCUUUCACCAUUUGGGCUAUUCCUUUUCUCCACGCUCUUCUGCACUCCAUAAUGACAUCUCGUUUGAACUUUUGUGGUUCCAACCAUAUUCAUCAUUUCUUCUGUGAUGUCAAGCCAUUACUGGAGUUGGCCUGUGGAAAUACUGAACUCAACAGGUGGCUGCUUAAUACUCUCACUGGGACCAUUGCCAUUGGUCUCUUCUUUCUGACGUUUCUCUCCUAUUUCUACAUUAUCACCCACCUGUUUCUCAAGACCCGUUCUUGCAGCAUGCUCCACAAGGCACUGUCCACCUGUGCCUCUCACUUCAUGGUUGUUGUUAUUUUCUAUGCUCCUGUUCUCUACAUCUAUAUCAGUCCUACUUCAGGGAGCUCCCUGGAAGAGGACAGGAUUAUUGCUGUCAUGUACACUGUGGUCACCCCUGCACUCAAUCCACUCAUAUAUACUCUAAGGAACAAGGAAGUGAGGGGUGCUUUUAAUAGGAAAAUCAGAAUACAGCUUUGA